UUAAUUCCGAGAAGAGGCCUUCUCUCCCGACUUAGCGCAUACCAAAGGAACCUAAAUAUGAAAGGAUGUGGCCUUUUAAUUCAAGAUUUCAAAAUCUUGUUCAUUAAUAGCAAGAUUACCACUAUCAACAUACUGUCUUUAUUGGAAAAAUUUCAGUGUUAGGUGUAAUUUAUUUAGGAAUUUGGUGUAAUAGAGCUGACGGCGUAGGCAAUUAAUGCCCGGACUUCAAUUUUGACCGCAAAGAUAAUAGAGGGUAAGAAUCUUUACUGCAGGACUCAGGAAUUGCUCGACACACCAAAACCUUGAAACCCUUUUCUUGUAGUUGUAUACAAGAUCAACUUUUUCUGAUAAAGAGACCUAUCAGAGUAGGGUUGUUAAAAUAAUGGCUAUUUCUACUCAAAGAGAUAGCGAUCGCUUGUUGUUUAAGGCAACUAGACCACAUUUUUUCAAGAUCGUUCUGAAUGAUGUUAUUCGUGACAAGAAGCUUGGAUUCCCAAGGAAGUUUGUGAGGAAGUAUGGAGAUAUUUUGCCAAAUACUGUAGUACUGAAAGUACCUAGUGGUGACAUAUGGAGAAUAGAGUUGAUCAAGUGUAAUGGUGAAAUUUGGUUACAAAAGGGUUGGCAAGAAUUUAUGGAGUUUUACUCUUUAGCUUUUGGAUUUUUCCUUGUUUUUCAAUAUGAUCAGAGAAAUUGCCAUUUCAAUGUAAUCAUUCUUGACACUAGUGCUUCGGAGAUAGAUUAUCCAUGUAGAAACAAUGGUGAAAAUGAGGUCCCUAUUGAUCUUGAGGAAGAAUUUGUAGAGCCAAGAGUUGAACAAGUUGAAAAAGAUGCCUUUGUUGAAAUCUUGAAUGCUUUUUCAUCAAGCCGGAAAAGGAAAGAGAAAUCACCGGUAUCAUCAGGCCAGCCACUGAAGAAGAAAAAGCUAGAAAAUCCCACAAGACAAUAUGAAGCUAAUACUGGUAAUGGAAGCAUGAGUGUAGUAGUUGCAAAGACGCAACAAUUGAGUAGUGAUCAGAAAGCUUAUCUGCUUAAGAGAGCAAGGGUUGCUUUCAAUUCUAAAAAUCCCGCUUUCACGGUCACACUACAGUCAUCAUAUAUUCAUCCCGGAUAUCAAUUGGGUAUACCAGCAGGCUUUGUCAAUCAACAUGUCGAUAAAAAGUACAGUGAUGUCAUCCUCAAAGCUAUGGAUGGGAGGAGUUGGCCUGUCAAGUGCUAUAAAUCGAAAACAAAUGGAAGAACAACUGCAAAACUCUAUAAUGGAUGGAAGAAAUUCGCGCAGGAAAAUCGUUUGGAAGUUGGUGAUGUUUGUGCUUUUGAGUUGGUCAGUAGCAAAGAAACUACAUUUAGAGUUGUCAUAUUCCGCAAUGGGAAAGAUGCAAGUAGCAGCCCAUCAUUCGGUAACAGCGAGGAAUUGAAUCAUGAAAAACAGAAUGCGACCUGUAAGAAGAUAAUUAAAGGGACUUAUGAUGAAGCUGCAAACAAACUUACAGAAAACAUUCUUCAAAGUGGUCAUCAAGUCAGGCUAGCUGAAGCGUUUCCCUCUGAUUCAGUCAUCAGAAUAAAUCAAAUAUUGAUGAUUGAGAUGCACAUGUCCGGUUAUGUUACCAUGCACCAUUUUCACUUGCCAAGCAUGUACCACUGAAUUUUAUGGCAAAAUGUAGCAAUCAAAGCACAACGAACGUAACGUUACAGGUUAAAAACAGACAGUGGGAUGUGAAACUUAUUAGUUAUGCCUCUAGAGGUAUAUUAUCAGCCCGAUGGCCUGCAUUUGCACAUAACAAUGUACAAGCAGGUGAUGUUUGCAUCUCUGAGUUGAUUAAUGCCGCAAAAGGUCUCGAUUUUGAGGA
This is a messenger RNA of Ricinus communis (castor bean), 1847 nucleotides long. RefSeq names its product B3 domain-containing transcription factor VRN1. The transcript has 7 exons. Gene Ontology annotation, molecular function: DNA binding. The coding region runs from base 383 to 1642 and encodes 419 amino acids. The record is from RefSeq and is a predicted model, not a curated record. NCBI's taxonomy places the organism in Eukaryota, Viridiplantae, Streptophyta, Magnoliopsida, Malpighiales, Euphorbiaceae.